Messenger RNA from Acromyrmex echinatior (Panamanian leafcutter ant), 2659 nucleotides. RefSeq names its product RAN, member RAS oncogene family (gene Ran). Gene Ontology annotation, cellular component: cytoplasm; nucleus. Gene Ontology annotation, biological process: ribosomal subunit export from nucleus; protein import into nucleus. Gene Ontology annotation, molecular function: GTP binding; GTPase activity. The record is from RefSeq and is a predicted model, not a curated record. NCBI's taxonomy places the organism in Eukaryota, Metazoa, Arthropoda, Insecta, Hymenoptera, Formicidae.
CCGGUCUUCGAUCCAAAAAAGCCUUUUUGCUCUGAUUCUUUCCGUCAUCGAUCAUCGCGCGCUAAAUACUCGUUGAGCAUCGUUAUUGCGUAAAUCCCCGAUAGUCGCAUAACCGGAUUUUCCAUAGUCUCUUUUCAAACGCGAGAAUCACGAAUUUUCUCGACACGUCUCUGGUCUCUCUCUCUCUCUCUCCCCCUCUCCCUCUCCUCCUCCUCCCUCCCUCCCUCCCCCUCUCGGACUGCAUCCCAAUCGAUCUCUCAAGCGUUCCCGUAGAAGAGCGGCUGCUCAGAGUCUUUGCGCAUAAAGUCUUUGCCGCGUGCAUACUGCUGUGCUCGUGUUUUUUUUUAACUCGUUUAAACACGACCAUCAGACUAGGGAGUUGUGUCCCUGAUUUUGAGCGAAUCCACGAAAAAUUAACCAUCAAAAUGGCAAAUGAACCUGAUAUGCCCACCUUCAAGUGCGUACUGGUCGGCGAUGGUGGUACUGGCAAGACCACCUUCGUCAAACGACAUUUGACGGGUGAAUUUGAGAAGAAGUAUGUUGCCACUCUAGGAGUCGAAGUCCAUCCGUUGAUCUUUCACACCAAUCGUGGACCGAUCCGCUUCAAUGUCUGGGAUACGGCUGGUCAAGAGAAAUUUGGUGGCCUUCGCGAUGGCUACUACAUUCAGGGUCAGUGUGCUGUUAUCAUGUUUGAUGUUACAUCCAGGGUAACGUACAAAAAUGUACCGAACUGGCAUAGGGAUCUGGUUCGUGUUUGUGAAAACAUACCAAUUGUCCUUUGUGGUAAUAAAGUUGACAUCAAGGAUAGAAAAGUCAAGGCUAAGAGCAUUGUAUUUCAUAGGAAGAAGAACCUCCAGUACUACGAUAUCAGUGCAAAAAGUAAUUACAACUUUGAGAAACCUUUCCUAUGGUUAGCGCGCAAGUUGAUCGGAGAUCCAAACCUCGAAUUCGUCGCUAUGCCUGCGCUGCUGCCUCCGGAAGUCACUAUGGAUCCACAAUGGCAGCAACAAAUUGAGAAAGAUCUUAAAGAAGCUCAAGAAACAGCAUUACCAGAGGAUGAUGAAGAUCUUUAGUUUAUUUAAUACAUUGGGGAUGGUCUUUACAGAGAGUAAGGCCUAUUAUGCGGGUGCUCCGUGGUCGUAUCGCGCACUCGUACAUCUUCAUAGAAGUCGAAGAUUCUUUCUUUAAGAAAAAUAUAAUUUACAUGCAAUAUUUAGUUCGAUGCUUUAUGCUGGGCACCCAACUUCUGUGAAUUUGCAUGUUACAUGUAUAGCCUUAAAGACGGGUCGCUUAAAUACGUUGUAAUACGGAAUGCGCAACAUGUGUGUGAUUGUGUAUGCGAUGUGCACUUGAAUGUCUAGAUUUUAUAAAAUUCUUAUGUAAUAAUGGUGAUAUAUUAUCACGUAAAUUAGAAACAGAAUAAAGUAAUGGUGAAACUGCGGAAAUGACUUGUGAUACGAAUUCAUAGAACCCAGCUGACUGAAGCUGAUACAACGUAAUAUGAAACAACCAAAAAAGAAUUCAUUACAUUUUCAGAUUCGCUCGUUUGUAUAGAUGUGCGUGCGUGCGUGCGUGUGUAUGUACAUAUAUACAUAAGAAAUGGAAUUGUGUAAGGUGUGCUGUAUAUUAAACACACAAUCACGCUAACCCACUUUAAGGCAUAUAAAAAGUAACAUCAUCUGUUUUUUAUUUUUGUUUAAUUUUCAUACUUUCCUAACACAAAGUAUAAGAUAAAAACUGCCAAUUCUGAAACGGAUAAAAUUGUGAGCGAAACUGCUGUCAGGUUCAAAUGUAGCAAAUAGAACUGUACUGAUACUAAAUGCGUCUUCUUGCAAAUCCAGGUACAUUUUCUGUAGCUAUUGGCUAAUCGGUCAAUCGCUAAGGAAGAGAGAGACGCUCGGUGCAAGUCACUUCAAUCUCGCUAUGAUAGAACAAGAUAACACGUUUGCUCUCGAUUGAACGCAAAUAUAGUAGAUCAGUAUGCAGUGAUUAAUUUACGAGAAAGAAUCUUGCGAUAUUUACAAAAUUAAUAUUAGAAGUCACUGUUUAUAUACUUAAGUAUGGACAGCAAAAUAAAACUGGACUGAAGUAUCAUUAAAAAAAACUAACUUAUGCCAUAUAUACACUUUCUUGAUGAAACUGCUUAAGAAACUUACUAGUGUGUAAAUUGAAAGGUACGAAUGUUGAGAGAGCGACCAUCUUUCGUGAGUAAGCAUCUCCUGUGGUGUCUUCUAUUUUAAUAGAAAGAAUGUUUCGAGAUUGAAGUGAAACAGAUUCGUAACCUGUUGCGUCUGUCCCGUUUCGACAAGGACUGUUUGCUAUUUUUAUAAGCAAAAGAUGUAUGUAUGAUUUGUUCAACUUAAAUUAUACGAAUUGUUUUUUUUUCUACACAAGGAAAUCCGUUCUGUGUUAGGAGUGUGAAAUUGUUAAUCUUUCCCUUUGAAAUCCAUUCUCAUUAAUCGAGAAAUCUGAUAGAAAAAAUACAUGUAAAUUACACCGCUAAAUAUCUAACAUAGAAAGGAACUGGGAAUAAUACAUUGCAACAUGUAUAUUUAAUUCUUGUAUACUUCUAUAGUGUUUCAUUGUUCUGCUUGAAGCAGAUUGUAUCACGCUGAUGUAUGAACUUUAAUAAAUUAUCAAACUGUUUUUGAAGCUACAA